CUGAUCCAAAUAAAGAACGCACCAUGUUGUUUGUCGUCCGUACACCCAAAUUCUGACCAAAGCCACGGUCGCAAUGGCAGACGCUCUGGCGAAAAUCCCCGAGGUGGAGAUCGAUCCAGAGGGAACAUUUAAGUACAUACUGGUCAGGGUGAAAGUGAAAGAUGGCGAUGUGCACAAAGACAUAGUCCGAGGCACAAAAAGUGCAGAGUAUCACAAUCACAUCUUUGAGAAGGUCAGUCCAGCCAUGGAGGCCUUGGGCAUGGAGUGUAAAUGCCUUGGAGGAGGGAAGAUAGAGCACAACAGCCAAGAGAAAAAAUUACGGGUGUUCGGAGAAUCAACUGCCUUUGGCAAAGCAGACCAUUCUGUGUCCGCAGAGAAGUUGAAGAGUGCCUUUAGCAGCUGCGAGGUCACCUGGUCUGAUGACAAAAAAUAGUCUAAACCUGCUUCUUAUUUCAAAUGUAUGCCUUUAUUUAUCCACUCCAAAAUUUAAAAAAACAACAACCACGAAGUAAUCCUUUGCCCCUUCUGUACAAUCACUUUUAAUUAAAAUACACCAUUCUGCAUUAAAA
Molecule: messenger RNA, 569 nt
Organism: Scophthalmus maximus (turbot)
Lineage: Eukaryota; Metazoa; Chordata; Actinopteri; Pleuronectiformes; Scophthalmidae
Exons: 3
Coding region: 74-433 (119 amino acids)
Biological process (GO): peptidyl-histidine dephosphorylation
Cellular component (GO): cytosol
Molecular function (GO): protein histidine phosphatase activity
Source: RefSeq, a predicted model, not a curated record